Molecule: messenger RNA, 6449 nt
Organism: Marmota monax (woodchuck)
Lineage: Eukaryota; Metazoa; Chordata; Mammalia; Rodentia; Sciuridae
Exons: 7
Coding region: 255-1151 (298 amino acids)
Source: RefSeq, a predicted model, not a curated record
GUAGUGUGUGUGUGUGCGAGGGCAAGUGGGGAGGGGGACCCAGCUCAGGAGAGGGGCCCUGCUCGCAGGUCCCGGGGUCCGGGUGCCGGCCCGAGAGCUUGGUCCGCAGGCAGCGGGCGGGUGGUGCCCCCUCCUGCCCCCACCCCGCGCGUGCGCGCCCCAGCCCCCCCCUCCCCGUCACCCUCCUCAGCUCCCGCGCGGCGGCGGCGGUUCCUCUCCCCCUCCCCCCAGCCCUGGCUCCGGGGGACCCCGCGAUGCCGGUCCGCACCGAGUGUCCCCCGCCGGCCGGUGCCUCGGCCGCCUCCGCGGCCUCGCUCAUCCCGCCGCCGCCCAUCAACACCCAGCAGCCCGGCGUGGCCACCAGCUUGCUCUACAGCGGCUCCAAGUUCCGCGGCCACCAGAAGAGCAAGGGGAACUCGUACGACGUAGAGGUGGUGCUGCAGCACGUGGACACAGGGAACUCUUAUCUUUGUGGAUAUCUGAAGAUUAAAGGCCUUACUGAGGCGUACUCCCUGGGGGACCUGGAGGAGACCCUGGAGCCUGCCUUCUUCUAUGACUGUUUCUCUUCGGCCUCAAACAUCUCGAGUUCCUCCACCCAACAAGAGAUGGGCCAAAUGUUGGGAAGCCAGGUCACUGUCACAGGCCCCGAGGAGGAGGACCAAGGACACCAGGUCCCAGCCUUGACAGAAAACCCUGAGCCCAUGGAGGAACAGGCCGAAGGCGUACUCCCUGGGGAACCUGGAGGAGACCCUGGAGCCCAUGUUCUUUCAAUCAUCCUCUUUGGCCUCAAAUAUCUCGAGUUCCUCCACCCAACAAGAGAUGGGCCAAAUGUUGGGAAGGUCACUGUCACAAGCCCCGAGGAGGAGGACCACGGACACCAGGUCCCAGCCUUGACAGAAAACCCUGAGCCCAUGGAGGAACAGGCUGAAGCAGCUCUAGUGCUUGUGGAAGCUCCAGUUCAAUGUCCAUCAUCUGUACCAUCUGAUAGAGAACUGGAGCUGGACGAACCUGCAGUGGACGAUCAAGGCCAACACACCCUGCUGGCCCUUCAGUCAGCACUGCAUCCAGACAGGAACCCAGAGCCUCUGUUCUUCUCCCAGCUCAUUUGUUUAUUCGUUUUUAUUAUCUGUGUUUAUUAUUUUAUUAUUUAGAAUUAAAGAUUUAUUUUCAUUGUUAAAAGACGCAGUCAUUUGGCAUCAAGUGCCUUCUCUAAACUGUGCACUAGUCACCACUAUGCAGUUCCAGAACGUCUUCCGGAAUUUGGUAUCUAUGAUCACUGCCUCCCCAACCUCCUGCUAGUCCCCAGCGACCCCUUAGCUUCUAGUCCUGUGAUAUGCUGAGUCUGCAUUUUUUAAACCAGUGCAGUCUGAUUUCUUCUGGGCUGUGUAAAGUUGGAAGGGACUAAUUAUGUUUCCUUAGAAGGACAAACGCCAUAGAGAUCUAUGUUUUUUAUGUUUUUUAUUUUGACUUUUUGUUACUGGGCUUGAGCCCAGGGGCACAUUACCGCUGAGCUACAUCCAUGGUCUUUUCCUUUUUCAUUUUGUGUCAGCCUCUUGCUGGUUUACUGUGGCUGCCCUAAACACUUAAACGCUUUGCCUCAAAGCAGUGUUAUUUGGAAAUAAAAAAAUACUACUACUACUACUACUACUACUACUACUACUGACUACUACUACUACUACUAAUGUCCAAUGCCUGGAGAAAAGAUAAAUCUGCUUUGUAACAGGGAACAUAUCCAGCAGGCAAAACCAAAAAUGUCCAGCUCCCUGUCAUUAGAGUUUGUGAUUCUCCACACCAGUGCUGAACAAGAGAGUAUGUGGAGACAUCAUUUAUAGUAAUAUCAACAAGCCAAGUAGAAUAAUAAAGCACUUAGAAACAUACAUACUUGCAGUAGAUCGUAAACAUAAGAUAAAAGAUACGAAAGUCCAGCUCAUCUUGAAUUACCAACCCACCACUUGAGAGAGAGCUCCAGGUUCAGAAACAGAUCUGUGGCUCCCAGUGGGAACACAGCCUGGACCACCGACUGAGCACCCCCGUUGCACCAGCUCCCAUCCCAGAACUGCCCUUUACCUCUCCUUUUCUUUUUUUCUUUUUCUAUUUUUAUUGAAACUAAUUUAUUUUAAAAUGUAAUAUUUUUUUUAAAAAGUUCAGCUAAUUGUCUUUAAGUGCAUUACACUGUCCUGUGUCUGGUACCCACACCCACCCACACCUGCUCUCCCUCCUGCUUGUCUCCAGGGAACACCCUCCCUCUGAUCUUUCUCUUCUGGCUUUUUCAUGUCAUUGUAGUCGGACUUUUGUGUUUGUCCACACAAUAUUGGCAGGGACUGUUAAUUAAUUUUCUUUGAAUAGUAAAUGCCAUAGAGAUCCAAGAUUUUUAGUUUUUUUUUUUUUAAUUAGUAUUAGAAAUUGAACCCAGGGGCAUUUAGUGAGUGCCUCAUCUCCAGUUUUUUUUUUUUCUUUAUGAGAUGGAGUCUCACUAAGUUCCUGAGGAGCUCCCUAGGUUGGGGAAACUGACCUCCAACUUUAAAUCCUCCUUCCUCAGCCUCCUAAAUCACUGGGAUAUUGUUAUGUGCUACUCAUCUAGCAGGUCUAAGUGUAUAUGUAAAAUGAAAGCUUCUUAGAAAAUACUUUGAUAACAUUUAUGUUGAAAGCAUUUUUUUUUCUGACUCAAGGGUCAGAAGUCAUAAAGGAAAUGACUGACUCCUGAUCGAAAAACAAAAAGAACAUAGAUACUUAGAAAGACAAAUUACAACUAGCAAAGUGUUUCUGAAACAACCAGAGACAUGAAAAAUUGUGCACUAUAUAUGUAAUAAGAAUUUAAUGCAUUCUGCUGUGAAAUAUAAAUAAAACUUAAAAUAAAAUUGGACCCUCCCCCCAAAAAACCUAGACUGAUAUAAGAUUAACAUCCCAGGGACACAUCAAACUUCAUGAGAAAAUCAUUUUUCUAGGGGGACAAAGAACAAAUUCCUGCAAUUCAAAAACGAAUCACUGCGCAUAGUAACUGUGAACCUUUGAAUGUUGACACACCAUGGUCAACACACUUACUACUGAGAGGUUGUUUGUCCCCACUGAAUGGGCAGGUUUUAAGGCUGGUGCUGAACAGCCCUGGUGAGAAUACAGGAGACAGAGGCCUGGGCAGAUCCCCUGGGAGAUGUGACCAUGGAUACUCCUCAGAAUCAUUUGGGAGCACCCUUCCAAGUCCUUAGCAUGUGUCCCUUCCUUCAUCCAGCAUGUCGAAAGCUAGGUACUUAUCCUGCCAGCACUGUUGGAAAUGGCCAGAACUGGAGCCUUCAGUAACUUCCAUGUAGAGGGGGUGGAUGGCCGCAUCUGCUCCCCACCCUCCAGGAAAUGCUGUGGCUGCUGAGGUGGGUCUAUCUGUGUCCACAAAGACAGAAGUCAAGGAAGCUGUUAUAUGAAUACAUUGGUGUGUUCAGGGUGUCUCUACAGAGGAUCUCAUUUGAUAAAGGACACAUCAGUGAUGUAAAUCUGCAGUAAAUGCAAAUGAGAACUUCUGUGGCUUUUCCCCACAGGAUUUGGUGCAGGACUAAUGGUACCAGGUGACAGAUUGAGUAUUAUGGCCUGGCCUCCCACAGCGAUUGCUCAAUGUGUGGGGUCCAUCCCUGGAACAGCACAGAAGGGCGAGUUCAGGUUCAUAGAAAGGAAUUAUGGUGGGGAUGUGCUUAGCUUUCUCUUUCCUGUCUGAGAAGGAGGAUUCUUAAUACAACUUGGAUGAGCUUUGAAUAGGCCAGAUUGUACAGUUACUGUAAUAUUAGCAAAACCUAUAGGUACAGGGCAAUAUACCUCAUUUCCAUAGACAGAAAAAUCCUUAAUACUGGUAGAAUAAAUUCAACAGAACAUGAUUAAAUCAUGCACUAGGACCAAAUGAGAUUUAUCCCAGUUGCAAAAAUGUUUCAAAGCACAAAAAUAAUUCAAUGUGGUCAACUGUACUGACAGAAUGAAAGAUAAAAUCAUAUUAUCUCAUUAGGUGUAGAACGAUGAUUCUGAAAAAAAUCAACACUCUUUCAUGACGGAUGGCCUACAAAAAUUAGGUAAAAAGGAAUGCACCACAAGACAAUAAAGGUCACACAGGAUCUACCACAUCAAAUGUUGUAUGUAGUGGCCGAAAAAUGUAUGUAUGUAUGUAUGUAUGUAGUGGCUUUUCCUUAAGAUCAUGACCAAGGUGAGGCUGCCCACACUGCAGCAAUGUCUGUUCCAUGUAGUGCUGAAGACCCCAGACAGAGGAAUCUGAGAGGAAAAAGAAACCACAGGAAUCCAAACCAGGAAGGAACAAGGAAGGGCCGCCUCUGUUGGCAGAGGACAAGUCCUCUUCAUAGAGAAUGCUACACUCUUUACCAAUGAAAACUGUUAGAACUAAUUAACAAGUUCAGUCAAGGUUCUGGAGACAAAAUCCACCUGAGAAAAGCAGAUGCAUUUCUAUAUCCUUAAUAAUCAUCUAUCAAAAAAAAAAAACCCAAAUAGUAAUAUUCUUUUUACAAUUGCACCAAAAAGAACAAAACACUUCGGAGCAAAUUGAGCCAAAUGAAUUCAAAGAAAGCAAAUUUACAUGUAUCAUACAAAUUAUAAAACAUUGAUGAGAAAAACUGAAGACAUACAUGGAUAUAAAGAUAUAGUGUGCUUAUGGAUUAGAAAAAUAAAGAUAGUUAAGAUGUCCAGGCUACCCAAAGCAAGAGAUUCAGUGACAUUCCUGUCAAUCUAUCAAUGGCAAUUUUACUAGAUAUUGAAAGAAAAUCCUUUAAUUCAUAUGACACCACAAAAGGUAAUAAAUAGCCAUCUCCUCCUGAGAAAAGAAGAACAAAGAAGAGGUUUUAUAGUAAUUAUUUUCAAAUAUAUUGUAAGAUUCUCAUAAUCCACUCAGAUACUGACAUGAAAACUGACACAAAGAAGAGAGUAGAGAAUACCACAUGAAUAUGGAACACAAGAGAAAACUCAGAUACAAACCCAUGCACACAUAGUCAAUCACCAAAAGGCACCAAGAACUGACAAUAGGGAAGGUAGAGUCUCAUCCACGUAUGGUGCUGGGAAAGAGGAUAUUUACAUGCAAAGGAAUGAAGCUGGACCUGCACAGUACAUAAAAGUGAAAAGCUGGAUCUUACACAGCACAUAAAAUUGAACUAGAAAUGGAUUAAAGGCACAGAGGAAAAUCCACAUUCAAAAGAGCUGGCUGCAACAUCAAGAUAAGAAAAUGGCAAACAGUUCAUGCAACACACGACAUGAGUUUCUCAGGGCCUCUAGGGUCCUCUUCCACGCUCAAAGGCAAGAGAGCACCAGGAACCCCUCUAUUUAUUAGGAAAAGACAUUCGAUGGAAUAUUCCAACCAAAUAAGGUAGGGGAUAGAAUUUCAGAAGCGGGGUUGCCCAAUCCCUUUGGGUAAUCCUCAAGCCCAGAGCUGAAGCACUUCCCUGCAGAGCGAAGGUAAGGCCCACUUUGCUUCGCACAGUGUGUGGCUUGCGAUGCCAGUUCAAUACUUCAUUAUUCAAGGCUAACGGGGUGUCCUUUGCUCCUGCGCAGGGUGGCCUCCGACACUGAGAUUUCAUACUACCACAGCCAGAAUGGCAAUUAUCAAGAAUAUAAAUAAGGAUAAUUGUUGAGGAUGUGGGAGAAAAAGUAUGUUAAUACUUUGUUGAUGGCACUGCAAACUAGUACUACCAAUUUGGAAAGCAGUGUAGAGAUGACUCUAAAUGGAACCACAUAUGGUCCAGCUCUCCCACUUCUUGGUAAUUAUGUAAAAAUCCAAAAUCAGUAUUCUAUAGCACAAUAGCCAAGUUAUGAAACCAGCCUAGGCGCUGACCAAUAGGAUGAAUGGAUUAAGAACAUGUGAUAUAUACACACACACAAUGGAGUUCUACUCAGCCAUAAAGAAAAAUGAAAUUAUUUCAUUUGCUGGUAUAUCAAUGGAACAUCAUGCCAAGUUAUAUAAGUCAGAUUCAGAAAGCAAGGAUCAAAUGCCUUCUCUCAUAAAUGUAAGUUAGGGAGACAAAAGGGAAUAAAGUUGGGGGAACUUCCAAAAAAUAGAAGGGACAGGAGUAGAAAUAGGAAAUAAAGGGUGAGGGAGGACAAGAGGCAAAGGGGAAGAAUUUGGGGAAUAAAGUUGAUCAAAUUAUACUAUGUGCAUGUGUGAAUAUAUCACAAUGCAGUCCAAUUUUAUAUGUAACUAUAAUGCAUCAAUUAAAAGAAAAUCAAUGAGAGACUGGGAAGAUGGUAGAAGGGAGCAAGACAGCAAUUCCUGAUCUCCUCACCACACAGAAAGGAGGCAGUGAAGGAAAAUCAGAAUUGAGAGAUGAGUGACAACGGUUCAAAGACUCAGUGUUACCAAGUCUUAGGUCUGGAAAUACUGGAUACCACAGAAGAAAAUCAGCACACGUUUCCCUGAUCUGGAACCCAGGCCAGGAUAGAGGAAGGGGUGAGGGGCAAUAGAAAGAAAGAAAGAAAGA